Lepisosteus oculatus (spotted gar) is the source of this 1567-nucleotide messenger RNA. RefSeq names its product claudin-10-like. Lineage: Eukaryota; Metazoa; Chordata; Actinopteri; Semionotiformes; Lepisosteidae. Gene Ontology annotation, biological process: bicellular tight junction assembly; cell adhesion. The record is from RefSeq and is a predicted model, not a curated record. Gene Ontology annotation, molecular function: structural molecule activity. Gene Ontology annotation, cellular component: bicellular tight junction; plasma membrane.
CUCAGCUCUUAUGAGGCUGGAGUCCGAGAUUAAGGCUCGAAUUAGUUAGUAACUCUUCAGAUAAAACGUUUUGGUUAAUUUGGCCACUGUGUGAACGGGAGUAAUCUCCUAAUUUAAAAAAUCUACCGUAUUUUUGAGAUUUGUAUGAAAAUGAAGAUCAGGAUAGUUCAGAUUUUUGGCUUUCUCUUCACAGUUCUGGGCUGGAUCUUUGUGUCCUGUACCAUGGCCAUGGAGUACUGGAAGAUCUGUGGGCUGGGAGGCCUGGGCGGCAACAACAUCAUCUCUAUCAUCUGGUAUUGGUCCAGUCUCUGGAGGGCCUGUUACACUGACUCAACUGCUGUGACCGACUGCAUUGAUUUCCCUGUGCUGUGGGCAGUGGAUAAUCACAUCCAGAUUGUCAGAGGCCUCCUCAUUAGUGCUCUCGUCAGUGGCCUUUUAGCCAUUGUUCUAGCUUUGAUUGGAAUGGAAUGUACCUACAUUGGAGGCAAAGAGAAGAUCAAGCAUAAAUUUACUUUUGCUGGAGGAGUGUUCCAUAUUCUUAGUGGAUUGUCAUCUUUCUCUGGAUAUGUUGUAUAUGCAAACAAUGUUUCAGGAGAAUAUUUUAAUCCCGCUUUUCAAGGGCUAAAGUUUAAUUUAGGAACUCCUCUUUUUCUUGGCUGGGUGGGCUCUAUGCUUUGCAUCACAGGAGGUAUAUUUUAUAGCAUCUCAGUGGGAAAGCUAGUUUUUGAGCCAAGAGUGAUCUACUCGGACUCUGAAGGAUCCGUUCGCUCCUCGAAUUCAGGCCUGCUAAGCACAUCCGGGGACCCAAGAGAAGCUUAUAGAAGCCAGAGGACUCAGUUUGACAAAAAUUCUUAUGUAUGAAUAUGGUUGACGGGAAGAUAAUGACAGCAGGAUGGUGGUGGAAGAAGAUCCUGCGCCUGGACCUGUUAGGCGUACAAAAUUAAGCAAGCAGAUGAUGUUUACUUCUCCUACCUUUGGAACUUGUGUUAUGUGUAAUACAUGCAAAUAUGAUAGGACUCUGAUGCAGCUGGCUGUUGUUAUCCUCCCACUCACAACUAAUAAUUGUUUUCAUGUUUGUUUAAUCAGAAUCAUUCUUUUUCUUUCUGCAGAGUCUUGACAAGCAGUUAAACACCUGGUGCUGUGUGCAUUUCUAGCUUAUUACGUCUUAAAGGUAGUAACAAAUAAGGACAAAUAAGAAAAACAGAUGGUAAAAGCUAAUUAUUUGCAUUUAACUUCUUUGUUUUAUUUGGUGAGACACAUAACAGCAAGAUCCUAGCUGUACAGUAUAUUACACUAUACUUUACUAUGUGUUUAUGUAAAGAAAAAAAGGCAAAAUUGAAGAAAGAUGUGGUACAAGCAGUGGUACGACAGUGCAGUGGUUAGUAUUGCUGUCUUGCAGCUCUGAGGCCCUGGGUUCAAUUCUGAAUCUGGGGUUCUAUCUGUGUGGAGCUUGUAUGUUCUCCCCACGUUCAGGUAGGUUUCCCCCAGGUUCCCUGGUUUCCUCCCACAGUCCAAAGGUUACCUGGCUUCUGGGAAAAUUAGCCUUAGGUGUGAGUGUGCAUGUCAA